GCCUGUUAUCAUUGUUGAUUCCAGAGAUUUAAGAAACAAACUAAAAUCAUUUUGUUUUCUUCAAAUACUCCACUUAGCAGCAACCUGUAGGGAUUAGAAGAUUGAAUAAAGAAGAUGAACAUCGUCGUCCAAGCUUGUGCUGAUAACAAGGACGAAGAAGAAGAUGCUCCACUUCCUGGGUUUCGUUUCCAUCCUACAGAUGAAGAGCUUGUAGGGUUUUAUCUUCAACGAAAAGUUGAUAAUAAACCCCUCAAAAUCGACCUUAUCAAACAGAUUGAUAUCUACAAGUUUGAUCCCUGGGAUCUCCCAAAAGCAAGCAGUCGUGAGGGAGAGAUUGAAUCAUAUUUCUUCUGCAGACGAGGAAGAAAGUAUAGAAACAGCAUUAGACCAAACAGAGUGACGGGAUCAGGAUUUUGGAAAGCAACCGGCAUUGACAAGCCUAUUUAUUCAAAUGGAGGAUCAGCCUGCAUCGGCCUAAAGAAAACCUUGGUAUACUACCGUGGAACUGCAGGCAAAGGAACCAAAACUGAUUGGAUGAUGCAUGAGUUUCGCCUUCCCAAUUCCACCCACACCAACGCUAGUAACGCCACCUUUUCCAACCCCAAGUCUCUUGCACUAGAAGAAGCUGAAGUGUGGACUAUAUGUCGAAUUUUCAAGCGAAGCGUAUCGCAUAGAAAGUACACUCCAGAUUGGAGAGAAAUCGCCUCAAACCGCACUUCAACUGCCACACCAAGCCCCCAAAUUAUCUGCAGCAUGGGAUUGGGAUCCAACAUUCAUGAGACUUACAUCGCUUUUGGCUCUCCACUUGUUCAAAGCUGUGAUGAGAAGCCGGGGUUCAGUGGUAUGAAUGGAAGAAACCAGUGGCAUGCAGAGCAAUUGAGCAUUGCUCAACCUUCAUCAAUGGCGUCAUCUUCAAGCUUUUCAAGUUGUCCAGGAAAUAAUGAUUUCUUUACUCUUGCAAACUGGGAUGAGCUCAAAUCAGUUGUAGAGUUUGCUUUUGAUCCCUUUAGUGUGUAAAUAAUGGUUUUAUAGGUUACAGUUGAAUUAGUUUUAAUGAGAUUUGUAUUAGUUGAAAUUGCCAAACAUCAAUAUAUAUACCCUGACUUGGCAUUGAAGGAAUAUUAAGGUCAAUUUCUUUUCUUUAUAUAUGAAUUGAAAACUUUA
Messenger RNA from Gossypium raimondii (Peruvian cotton), 1164 nucleotides. Its product is annotated as transcription factor JUNGBRUNNEN 1. The record is from RefSeq and is a predicted model, not a curated record. Bases 115 to 1017 code for a protein of 300 amino acids. Gene Ontology annotation, molecular function: DNA binding. NCBI's taxonomy places the organism in Eukaryota, Viridiplantae, Streptophyta, Magnoliopsida, Malvales, Malvaceae. Gene Ontology annotation, biological process: regulation of DNA-templated transcription. The transcript has 3 exons.